Molecule: messenger RNA, 1915 nt
Organism: Heterotrigona itama
Lineage: Eukaryota; Metazoa; Arthropoda; Insecta; Hymenoptera; Apidae
Source: the annotation of a GenBank genome assembly
AUGUUUCUCGAGGUGGAGCAGGGCCACUCGAAGUUCCCACCGGUCCAUUUCACGGUCUCGGGCAAAGUCGCGUACACGGUGCUCGUUAACGCGAGAAUGGCCACGAGAAGGGCCGACGUCGUGAACAGUGGAAAGACAGAUUGUCCCUGGAUGUGCAUAGUAUUUCUCACGGAGGCGAAACUGAGAAGUCCGAGUGAUUUACGCCAUUGCUUGAACCAUUGUCAAAGAAACGGCAGGAUGAGGUGUUUAUUGUGCGUGGGCUUUUGUCUAACGAUCCUGACGACGGAGAUUCUACUGUUCAGUAAUGGUAAACCGUUGCUACCGAAGCCAUUGGUCCUCUCAGGGCUCAGUCUAGAUUGGCCGUGUCAAAGCACGAAGAACAUAUACGAGGCAAGCGGUCGAUACAUCUCGAGAAACGUGAUCGCCACCAGGGCACAGAUAUUCGACGGCCAAGCGAUAUUGGCCCUGCCGCGUUACAAGCCGGGGGUGCCAUUUACCUUGGGUGCCCUGUCGUUGAAGUCGCACAGCUGCGAGCCAAAGAUCACUCCGUUCCCUUGUUGGGCCAUCCAAGAGGAAGGGAACUGCCAGGCGUUGCAGAGCGCGGUGGACAUAGUCUUGGACAUUCAGGACAUCCUGUGGGUGCUCGAUGUGGGAAUCGUCAACACUCUGGAGCAACCUGUUCGCAGGUGUCCACCCAAGGUCGUCGGGAUCAACGCCAAGAGUGGAAAGGUUGUGAAAGUGAUCGACCUAAGUUCCUUGGUAGAUGUCGCUUCGCGCUUGCAAUAUAUGGCCGUCGACUACGCGGAGGAUGGCCAAGUUUACGUGUACAUCUCUGACGCUGGUACCGGCGCCAUUAUCGUUUACAAUGUCACGACCGACGAAGGAUACCGCGUGAUUCUACCAUCGGCCGUGGCGUCCGGCACGGACAAACCGGAUGCUCUGUAUCUGGCGCUCGUUAGAAGGAAAAGCUGCGGCUCCACGGUCCUCUAUUUCACUUAUUUAGGCUCCAAUAGAAUGUUCGCGAUCAAGGCAGUGAAUCUGAGAACAGGAAACGCAAAUGGAUCCAUAGUGGACAUUGGUAGAAAGAGGAAUAAGAUCGUAGUCUUGGGCACGGACAAUGGCUCCGCUAUUUUCUUCAGACUUAAAGGCGAUUCGAACAUCUACAUGUGGAACACUGACACACCUUUCGUUCAAGACAACUUCCUUUUGGUCGAGAAGGCUGGUGAGUGCCGACUACCAACCGCGGUUGUUCCUGGUUACAAAGAUCUAAUGUGGGUAGUCGAGAGCAACUUCCAAGAUUACAUCGAGAACUCUGUCAGCUGUUCUGGGCCAUCGAUGGCUAUCCAUCCAUUGCUGAAUUCUUGCAGCGAGUAAUAUUAAAAAUCGUGAACGAUGCGCUCGAUAAUGCACGGUUCUUACAUUAUGCGCAACUAAUUUCGUUAGCCUUUUGAGAUUUACAGAAUAUCACUGAGGUUCGAAAGGUUAAUCUAGUCAUCUAGUCUAAUCUAGCCCUCUCCGUACAAAAAUUGAUAUUUGGGCAAAGAAUUAAUCAACGAUGAAAUUUUUCCAAUAAUUAUUGCAUUUCGUUAAUCGCAGCUAUUACAUUUCAACGUUGUCAAUCAUAAACGAUAUAAAUAUAAAUAUCUUUCAAUUGUUAAUCGCGAUUAAGGAUUCAAUCCUUGUUUUAAUCAUUAAUUGUUAAUUAAAUGCCCUUCAAUUUUAACUGCCAGUUUGGUACCUUAUUAACGAUUAUCGACUGUCGAUAAUUUUUCUUCUGUAGUAGAAUUAACGAGAUUUCCUGUGUGUAGAACACCUUGGAAUAACGUGUAGAAAGAUGAUGAAAUCUUUGCAGGUCCGUGAAUAUUAAUUCCCGAUGCAAAUGUAAUCUUUUAUUUGUUUAUUUAGCAAGUUUUGA